AUCCUUGCAGAUCACCGUCAAGUGUUGAAGAGCGUAGAGUGAUUGUGCCAAUAGUAGGGAUAAAGGAUUACAUUUAGGAUUAGGAUGUAUCGGUUUGUAACGGGUCAGAUCUUCGCAGCGUUUUGCUGCAUGUCACUACUUCCGCAACUUUUGUACCGAUCCGUAUCAGUGGAGGGCCAACACCAACCUGGGGAUGAAACCUGUGAAACUCUUCCGUCGGAAAUUCAUUUGAUAAAAGAGGAGUACGAUGAGCUGGGCCGUCUCUAUCGAACCUGUAACGGGGAUGUAACGGUGAACAAAUGCGAAGGCAAGUGCAACAGCCAGGUGCAACCGUCGGUGAUUACCGCCACCGGGUUCCUCAAGGAGUGCUACUGCUGCCGGGAAACGUUCCUGCGCGAGCGCCAGCUGCAGCUGACUCAUUGCUACGAUCCGGAUGGUGUCCGCAUGAUGGACCACGACUCGGCAACGAUGGAAAUCCACAUGAAGGAACCGAUCGAUUGCAAAUGCUACAAGUGUGGUGAUUUGGUUCGCUAAGUUGGUCGACCCCAGUGGAUAGUGUUCACAAUUGUCACUUGUAAUAAAGAUAAGAUGACCAUUUUUUUCUGUUAUUGUUUAUCGUCACUGCUCGGAAUCGUUAUCGCUAGUGUAUUGAAUUUAAAUGAUGUAUUCAAGUGAAACACAGUGUAGUUGUAAUCAACUAUUGAAAAUAAAAACUUAUGCUGCAACAUCA
This is a messenger RNA of Armigeres subalbatus, 730 nucleotides long. RefSeq names its product partner of bursicon (gene Pburs). The record is from RefSeq and is a predicted model, not a curated record. Gene Ontology annotation, biological process: G protein-coupled receptor signaling pathway. The transcript has 2 exons. Lineage: Eukaryota; Metazoa; Arthropoda; Insecta; Diptera; Culicidae. Gene Ontology annotation, molecular function: G protein-coupled receptor binding; neuropeptide hormone activity. The coding region runs from base 85 to 534 and encodes 149 amino acids. Gene Ontology annotation, cellular component: bursicon neuropeptide hormone complex; extracellular region.